Didymodactylos carnosus is the source of this 480-nucleotide messenger RNA. Lineage: Eukaryota; Metazoa; Rotifera; Eurotatoria; Philodinida; Philodinidae. The record is from the annotation of a GenBank genome assembly.
AUGUCAAAGACGCCGACCUCUCCACAAUCUCCACAAAUAUGCUUACCACCACCGUUAACCUUCGUCUGGCACCAUGCCGGUGCCACACCCUUGGGUGGAAAUGAUAAGACACGAAGUGAAUUUUGUCAAAUCGUGAUUUCAUGCAUCGAGUUUAGUAAUGAAGUCCAAUGUUUGAAUUAUAUUAUCAAAAAUGAAAGCGAACAUUUCGUUCUGAUCGUAUUUACUGAAUCAUCAAAAUUUCUUGCGGACAUACAGCAAUUGGAACAGGUCAAAUUUUUAUAUGUGCUUUCGAAUGAUACUAUCACCAAACGAAAUGUAGUGAAAACUGGUGGCGUAUUCGCAUCAGAAAAAGAUUUGCUCGUUCAUUUGUCAAAUGAUAUUAUUUAUCAUUACACACAAGAGGAAAACAGACGUAUUGAAGAAUAUCAACAAGCACGAAAACUAUGUGAUUUUGUGAAAGGGCUAUUAGCAAACAACUGA